Messenger RNA from Striga asiatica, 1708 nucleotides. Lineage: Eukaryota; Viridiplantae; Streptophyta; Magnoliopsida; Lamiales; Orobanchaceae. The record is from the annotation of a GenBank genome assembly.
CUUCACGCAUGCCAAUGCAAAAUCCGACAAUUAUUAGCGCCAUCCCGAAUUACUAUAAUAACGUUUUGCAGAUCCCUAUAAAGCCACUGUACAGUUCCUCGGUCCUACAAAAUAGUUUUUCUUUUCAAAUUUCGCAACAUAAUAAAUCUCUCUGAUUCGCGCUUGCACGGCCAACGGCGAUGGAGACGGUGUCGUCCCUGCCGGCGAAUCUAUCUUCCUUGGAUUCAAUCGGCGAGAUAUCGGAGGAGACAGAGAGCGACACUCUGGUUAGGAUGUCCAGCUUUCCCCUGAACCAGCAGCGGAGGCGGAGGGUCGGCGGCAAGGCUGCGCGGCCGCGCCGCCAGCAGUCGUUCCGCCGGGAGAUCGGCCAUGCUGCGGCCGAGACUUAUUUGCUUACUCGGCUCAGCUUCAAGCUGCUGAGCUACCUGGGGUUAGGUUACCGGUGGAUGUCAAGACUGUUGGCCCUUGCCCUUUAUGCCAUGUUGCUUAUGCCGGGAUUUCUCCAAGUUGCUUUUAGUUAUUUCUUUUCAAGUCAAGUACGUCGAAGCAUUGUGUAUGGAGAUCAACCAAGAAAUAGGUUGGAUUUAUAUUUACCUACGAAUAGUGAUGGUUUGAAGCCACUAGUGAUAUUUGUAACUGGUGGGGCCUGGAUUAUUGGUUACAAGGCAUGGGGUUCCUUCCUAGGACUUCAAUUGGCCGAAAGGGAUAUCAUAGUAGCAUGCCUUGAUUACAGGAAUUUUCCACAGGGGACUAUAAGUGAUAUGGUUAAUGAUGUUAGUCAAGGAAUCGAGUUUAUCUGCAACAAUAUUGUCGAAUUUGGUGGCAAUCCAAAUAAAAUUUAUCUAAUGGGCCAAUCAGCUGGGGCGCACAUAUCUUCGUGUGCUCUUGUACAGCAAGCAGUCAAGGAAUCGAGAAAUGAGAGCAUUUCUUGGAGUGUGUCACAGAUAAAAGCUUAUUUCGGUUUGUCAGGAGGGUAUAAUUUACUCGAGCUAGUUGAUCAUUUUCACAAUCGAGGUUUAUAUCGCUCCAUAUUUUUGAGUAUCAUGGAGGGUGAAAAGGCACUAGAACGAUUUUCCCCUGAAAUAAUAAUACGAAAUCCAAGCUCGAUUGGUGCAGUUCCUCUUCUGCCACGUAUCAUUUUAUUCCAUGGCACGGCAGAUUAUUCAAUACCGUCCAAUGCAAGCAUAACAUUUGCAACUACACUCCAAAGAGUCGGGGCUCAAGCAGAUCUCAUACUCUAUCAAGGGAAAACUCAUACAGACUUAUUCCUCCAAGAUCCUCUGCGAGGUGGUGAAGACGAGCUUUUCGACUAUUUGGUGGGCUUUAUUCAUGCGGAUGACAAGGAAGCCCUUGCUAGGGAUGCUAUGGCACCUCCAAGACGGCGCUACGUGCCGGAAAUACUACUGAGAUUGGCGGGCGAAGUUAGCCCAUUUUAGCCCGUUCAUUCGAAAGCUCCGGGUUUUGUAUGUAUGCUUUUACUAAAGGAUGGAUCUUGGUUUGCAAUCAUGUCGAACUCAAAUGGGUUUUGAUGCUAUAAUUCAAAUGGUUCUGAUUAUACGAGUGUUUUACCUUUGAUGCGUUUUUCUUCCCCUUUAUUUGGCUCGGCUUGAUGUGGUUGUGGCUCCAUUAAUGAGCAUUUGUAAAAGCCGUAGUUCCAUUAAUGAGCAACGACGGUGAAAAAGAACCAGAAACUCAAUUGACAUUCUUC